Molecule: messenger RNA, 3516 nt
Organism: Mizuhopecten yessoensis (Yesso scallop)
Lineage: Eukaryota; Metazoa; Mollusca; Bivalvia; Pectinida; Pectinidae
Product: acetylcholine receptor subunit beta-type acr-3-like
Exons: 7
Coding region: 121-1431 (436 amino acids)
Biological process (GO): monoatomic ion transmembrane transport; chemical synaptic transmission; signal transduction
Cellular component (GO): membrane; neuron projection; synapse
Molecular function (GO): transmembrane signaling receptor activity; extracellular ligand-gated monoatomic ion channel activity; neurotransmitter receptor activity
Source: RefSeq, a predicted model, not a curated record
AAUAAGAUAUGGUCUUUGUAUGAUUAAAGCUGACUGAAAAUUACAGAUUACUUAUCACGCAUUAAUUAGCGUGUAAAAGUAACUGUAUUUUAUCUUUGAUUUUGUUACAAGUUUUCCAAAAUGGAUGUGCUUGAGAAAGUUCAUAAAUCGCAAAUUAUGCUUAUAUGGAGUUUAGGAAUAAUGACAUUUUAUGGGAGUCCCGCUUGCUGUUUCAACGUAUCGGAUGGAAGUGCAUUACACACAUACCUACUGAAUGGCUAUAAUCGGUUUGUCCGACCGUCCAGCACUGUUGACGUAGGACUAGAAUUUCACCUCCUGACAAUCAACCAACUGGAUGUCCGCUCUCAAAAGUUAUCAACGUCGGGUUGGUUUACAUUGACCUGGACUGAUCCACGUUUUAACUGGUCAAGCGCUAGUUAUGCUAAUAUUCUUGAGACCUAUGUCCACGAAGAUAAUGUAUGGCUUCCGCAGAUGGUUGUUGACAAUACAUUUGAUAAAAUAUCUGCAAUGUCCGGUUCAAAUCUUUUGUUACGUGUGACGUCACAUGGACUUGUCACGUGGGAGCCUCCCGGUCUAUACAACACGCACUGCGCCGUCGAUACAACAUGGUUUCCUUUCGAUGUGCAAACUUGCAUAAUAUCAGUAUCAGGUUGGUCAUAUAACAUGGAAGAUCUUAAUGUAACGAACAAAGUAUCACAUAUUUCUACCAACGACUACAGAGUGAACGGUGAAUGGCUGUUAUCGCGCACGUACAUCUCCUCCAUACCAAAGGAAGGUCGAUCACAUCUAAACCUCGUCCUACAACUAGAAAGACGAUCUGCGUUCUACGUCAUGAAUGUCCUCGUUCCUGUUUUGCUGACGUCACUCUUGACCCCGAUGGUUUUCAAGCUGCCUUCUGAGUCGGGAGAACGAAUAUCUUUUAUAUUGACGGUUGUGCUUGCCAUUGAGGUCCUUUUGACAGUUGUAUCCGCUCACAUGCCAGCAACUUCACUCCAUACGUCAGUUAUGGAACUGUAUCUGGUGAUGGUUCUAAGCAUAUCUGCCUUAGCUGUAAUACUGACGUCACUGAUACUGAAUCUUUACCAUAGAGAGGACGACAUGGAACUUCCAAAAGGGAUUCGGUUAAUGCUACAAUGUCAUCAACAAUUACAAAGACGAACGCAAGUAGGAAGCGCCAAAGAAGAGACGGGACAUGCUAUGCACAAGCCUUGUAACACAAGCAACGACGAAUCUUCGUCAAGCGAUGAAAAACAUGCAAAUAGCAACGUGGUGGAGGAAUUUGAUAAGAUCGGCAACCUUAAGAAUAACAAGAGGAUAACGUGUCAAAAAUUGAGCACACAUCUUGAUGACAUUUUCUUUUGGGUGUUUUUCGGUCUUACUCUGUUGUGCACUUUGAUUUUUAUGUUGACAAUGGGGUUUGGAGGUUCAUAGUUGCUAUUCCAAAAUAACUUUUACAUACUGAAAAUACUUCGUACCAGUCCACAUACCUGGAUUCGUUCACCUCACCUCAAACUCGGCGACUUGCGUAUACCACUUACACUUGUAGACUCUACUUUUUGUGUAAUGCUGUCUCUGUUUUGCACGCAAAUUCGACUGUUAGCAAUAACGCUUGCAGGUACAAGCCACAACUGAAAAAACGUAAACUGCAGUCUCCUGUUUUGUAAACUAAUCACUUAAUUAUGCACGCUUGAUAACAUGUUUAAAAUACAAAACAAACUUAGUUUAAAUACCCAUUCCAUGAAUACGUUCACAUCUAAUCUUUUGACAUUUAAACACUUUUUUAAAACCUUUUUUGUAACUAAUAUGUUUACAAUACCGCGUGGGCGAUGACGGCUACAAUUGAAAAAAAACAUACAACUCUUAUUACACAUUCCUGGUAUACGUUCAUAUGAAAUCAUGUCAAGUUAUUAGACCAAGUCGACAACAAACAACUAUGUUGUAUGUUUACAACAUACAACUCUUAUAACACAUUCCUGGUAUACGUUCAUAUCAAAUCCUGUUGUUAAGUUAUUAGACCACGUCGACAACAUACAACUAUGUUGUAUACAACAUACAACUCUUAUAAAACAUUCCUGAUAUACGUUCAUAUGAAAUCAUGUGAAGUUAUUAGACCAUGUCGACAACAUACAACUGUGUUGUAUGUAUACAACAUACAACUCUUAUAACACAUUCCUGAUAUACGUUCAUAUAAAAUCAUGUGAAGUUAUUAGACCACGUCGACAACAUGCAACUGUGUUGUAUGUAUACAACAUACCACUCUUAUAACACAUUCCCAGUAUACGUUCAUAUGAAAUCCUGUGUUAUUAGACCACAUCGACAGUCUUUUUGUAAACAUUAUCUCUGCAGUUCACGUUAAUUUUAUGAUUUAAGUCGUGCAGUUAUUAAAGCUAGGACUGGAAACUGUUUUGUUUAAGUAACAUAAUAUAAUAUAUAGUAUAUAGUACAUUUAUAAAUAUAGUGACAUCAUCACAAGCACUACCAUAACAUUUUAUCAGCCGGAAAUACUAUGAAAUAAUUAAUUUAAUUGGGUAAUCGUCUUCCACGAAUUAUUAGGUCCAUGAAGUAUUUGCAAGCUUGACAUGAAGCAAUUCAUCGUGUAAGAGGGUACUCCUAAUCCACGAAUUUAUGUAUCAAUGAAAUGGUAGUUUUUCUGGAAACUGCAAAUUUUGGGCCCCACGAAAAUAUCUGAUGUCGCAGUAUGUUAAUAACAUGCCAUGUAAGUGGAGAGAUAAAAUCUUGAUUUUCGCAAUCCGCAAUGAUUAGAAUUUGUAACGGCAUAACCUUCGUAGGCUGUGAUUGACCGAUACCAGUUGUUCACAUUUCCCACUUUUUAUCCUCUACUCUCCUUUUUCUGUAGACACAAACCCCUUAACAAUUAUUUUAACAUUUCUCCGGGGACAUUAUAUAUCGAUUUCCAUGUAUAACACUACUGGUACUUAUCGCUGUAUAAUAGAAAUGAAACGUAAUAAUAUAAAUACCCAGAGUUCAGGUUGCAUUUCUUUGUUGUGUAUAUUUAGAUUUGUCAUCACGAUUAAUUUCCCUGUUACUUUAUAGUCCUACAUCACAGUUUUACGAUAUAGCCCAAACAGACCUAAACAUGAAUAGGAUAUUUGCGUUAAAACAAUAUUACCAGAAACGCACCCAUUCGAAUUCUCCAGAGAAAUUUAUUUCUAACUCAUAAAUAAGGAGAUUCAAUUGUAGUUCGUUAGAAUUGCACGGAUAAGGAUUGUACUGAAUAUACAGUGUUAAUUACAUGGGCCGACAUUGAAAUCCUGUGUGAAGUUAUUAGACCACGUACAUUGUUCCCUAUAGGAACACAUGUUUAUAGACAAUUAGUACAGUUUUUACCGUUUUGGCAAAAACAGAUAAUAGAACGGAUGAUGUUGAUUGCGUGCAAGUUUACAUGAAGGUGUUUCAUAUAUGUAUAUACAAAUAUGGAUAGAUGAUUUAUAUUGUCAUAGUUAGGGAAAAAUCAAUAAAAGGGUUAACAGCAAUCGACUCACUAUCAUCCUUAUA